Molecule: messenger RNA, 324 nt
Organism: Coprinopsis cinerea okayama7#130
Lineage: Eukaryota; Fungi; Basidiomycota; Agaricomycetes; Agaricales; Psathyrellaceae
Exons: 2
Coding region: 1-324 (107 amino acids)
Source: RefSeq, a predicted model, not a curated record
AUGAAAUUGGCAUGGUGUUUCCCGGGACCUAUCGAGGGCCUUCAUGAUCUCAGUCCUGCUUCCCUUCGUGUCUUCAAAGAGGUCGUUUCCGGGCUUGCGAAGGAAGACGCGAAGAAUAUUUCUGAAGACCAAUGGGUCGUACACAAGCCCGUGCUCUGGCUCGGUGCAGCACGGGACGCCGUCUGCGUCCCUCAGCUUCGGCAGCCAGAUCCAGCAUUUGUUACCAAUGUCACGUCUAAGGUUAUUGAUGUUGGUCACUGGCUUAUGUUUGAUGCUGAGAACGAGGUUAAUUCUGAGUUGGAGGCCUGGCUUGAGAGACUGUAG